GUUGGUCUAACUUCUGUUUCACGUUGCCUUGUAUCAGAUGGUAGAGGGAGACAAGAAAAAGCCUGCCAAGAAGAAGCACGGGAGCCGGAACCCGGUUCUGGCCCGGGGCAUCGGCCGCUACUCCCGCUCUGCUAUGUAUGCCCGUAGGGCCAUGUACAAAAGGAAGACCAAGACCACGGAAACCAAGAUUGAGAAAAAGAUUAAGGCAAAGCCCCAGGCCACCGUUAUCAAGACUGUUGGAGGAGAUAAGAAUGGUGGCACUCGUGUUGUCAAGCUGCGCAAGAUGCCCCGCUACUACCCAACAGAGGAUGUUCCCCGUAAACUGAAGAGCCAUGGAAAGAAGCCCUUCAGCCAGCACAAGAGGAAGCUGCGUGCCUCCAUCACCCCAGGAACUGUCCUCAUUCUGCUCACGGGCCGCCAUCGUGGAAAGCGUGUCGUAUUCCUGAAGCAGCUCUCAAGUGGUCUCCUACUUGUCACUGGCCCUCUUGCCUUGAACAGAGUCCCCCUGCGCAGGGCUCACCAGAAGUUUGUCAUUGCCACCAACACCAAAAUUGACAUCUCUGGUGUGAAGAUCCCCAAAACUCUGAAUGAUGCCCACUUCAAGAAGAAGAAGCUGAGAAGGCCCCGUCACCAGGAGGGAGAGAUCUUUGAUACAGAGAAAGAGAAGUACCAGCUGACAGAGCAGAGGAAAUUGGAGCAGAAGGCUGUAGAUGCUCAGCUCCUGCCUCUCAUCAAGAAGGUACCUCAGCUGAAAGGGUACCUGCACUCUUGCUUCUCCCUGUCUAAUGGUGUCUACCCACACAAGCUGGUUUUCUAAAUGUGUUGUAAUAAAGAGUACCACCCUGUAA
Messenger RNA from Monopterus albus (swamp eel), 848 nucleotides. It is a transcript of the gene rpl6, whose product is annotated as ribosomal protein L6. Gene Ontology annotation, cellular component: cytosolic large ribosomal subunit; ribosome. Gene Ontology annotation, biological process: ribosomal large subunit assembly; cytoplasmic translation. The record is from RefSeq and is a predicted model, not a curated record. Bases 38 to 817 code for a protein of 259 amino acids. Lineage: Eukaryota; Metazoa; Chordata; Actinopteri; Synbranchiformes; Synbranchidae. Gene Ontology annotation, molecular function: RNA binding; structural constituent of ribosome. The transcript has 6 exons.